This is a messenger RNA of Onychostoma macrolepis, 744 nucleotides long. Its product is annotated as SLAM family member 9-like. The transcript has 4 exons. Lineage: Eukaryota; Metazoa; Chordata; Actinopteri; Cypriniformes; Cyprinidae. The record is from RefSeq and is a predicted model, not a curated record. The coding region runs from base 1 to 735 and encodes 244 amino acids.
AUGGCGCCACCUGGUGGAAUCUGUCUGUCUCUGCAUCAGGUCACUAACUUGUUGGCAUGUGUGUUUAGUGAGUUAGUGUCCGUGACGGAGGGAGAUUCUGUCACUUUAAAAACUAAUGUUACUGAAGUACAACAAGCUGACGACGUACUGUGGGUAUUUGGAGCUGAAAAGUCUCUUAUAGCUAAAAUUAAAAAACAACAGCAAAUCUUCUCCACGUUUAAUGGUUCUGAUGGGAGAUUCAGAGACAGACUGAAGCUGGACAGCCAGACUGGAUUUCUGACCAUCACAAACAUCACAACUCAACACGCUGGACUCUAUGAACUAGAGAUUACUGGAGAGAUACUGUCAUUAAAAACAUUCAAUGUUUCUGUCUAUGCUCGUCUGCCUGUUCCUGUCAUCAGCAGAAACUCUUCACAAUGUUCUUCAUCAUCAUCAUCAUAUUGUUCAUUGUUGUGUUCAGUGGUGAAUGUGGGUCAUGUGACUCUCUCCUGGUACAAAGGAAACAGUUUAUUGUCCAGCAUCAGUGUGUCUGAUCUCAGCAUCAGUCUCUCUCUACCUCUGGAGGUGGAAUAUCAGGAUAAAAACACCUACAGCUGUGUGCUCAACAAUCCCAUCAGCAACCAGACGAGACACCUGGACAUCAGUCAACUCUGUCACACAUGUUCAGAGACCAGUGUUGAUCUCGGUUGCUGCUGCUGCUGGAUCUCUGUUGAUUGUCUUCUGCAUCUGCUGUAGAAAAACUGA